AUGCGAAAUCUGGAAAAGCUGCUCGGUUGGUUACGAGUCGCACUCAUUUACAUCCUGUCGGGUUGCUUCUCCAGUCUGGCUUCCGGAAUCAUGCUUCCCUACCACGUUAACACGGGACCGACGGGUGCUCAUUUUGCCCUUUUUGGUGUCGUAUUUGUUGACUAUCUUCAAACUCAUGAAAUUUUCACUUCUCCCUGGACAGCCAUCCUGCAGCAAUCUCUGCCAAUCUUUGGCGUUCUUUUUGUGGGCUUCCUACCUUGGCUAGACAACUACGCCCACGUCUCGGGCUUUAUCUCUGGGGUCCUCCUCUCCUACGUGUUUGUGCCCUAUCUUGGUUUCGGCUGCGUCAAACUCCCCCCAGAGAUCCUCGCCGCAAGUCGAUCUAUGACAAGAAAGAAAAAGAAGAAAGGCAUGAAGCAAAAAGUUGAAAAUAACAACCAAGGAAAAGGAAAUGACAAAGGAGAAGGGAAGAAAAAAGGAAGGGGGAAAAAAAGACAAAAACUUCUCUCAGUUUCUGGAACUUUUGGUGACGACGACCACUCAGAGCGCACUGCUGCUCAAUUGGAGGCCUUGCUAUGCCGAAUGAAGAAUCGGCGAUUGAAGGUUGUUGUUUGCUGCGCCCUCCUUUGGACUGCACUUUUCAUUACUCUAUUGGUUGUCUUUCUUAAGUGUCCACUCACAAGCUGCGCCUGGUGCAAGUACCUCAACUGUUUGCCCUUCACAAACACCAUGUGCGACAAACUUGAGGUUGACGUCCACAAUCCCACGCGCUGCAUUCAUCCGCACGCAUAG
Messenger RNA from Dibothriocephalus latus, 792 nucleotides. NCBI's taxonomy places the organism in Eukaryota, Metazoa, Platyhelminthes, Cestoda, Diphyllobothriidea, Diphyllobothriidae. The record is from the annotation of a GenBank genome assembly.